ACUAUACACACACACACACACACACUCAUCAGCAAUCUGUAUAUAUAUGUUUCCCCUUUCUAAUAAUACUGCAAUCAUACCUAAAUUCAAGUUUCCAAGUAUCACUCUAAUUUGUAAUUCAGGCACAAGCUUAAUAAGGAAAUAUUUAUAUAAUACUAUAAUUUACUUUAUUUGUAGUAUAUUUAGGAUGUCUUCUUCUAGUAGAAGGUCGAGGCAGACAACAGCUGCUGCUUCCAACAGGAUAUCCGACGAACAGAUCAUCGAUCUCGUCUCCAAACUGCACCAACUCCUCCCUGAAAUUCGCAGCAACAGACGUUCCAACAAGACUUCAGCAAGCAAGGUGCUGCAGGAGACUUGCAACUACAUAAGAAAUUUGCACAAAGAAGUGGAUGAUCUCAGUGACAGGCUCUCCAACUUGCUAUCCACCAUAGAUGCUGACAGCCCUGAAGCUGCCAUUAUUAGGACCUUAAUCUAAUUAAGCCUUCAUUAUUAAUUUUAUAUAUAUAUAUAUAUUUGCAUGCAACUAUUAUCAUGUUAUAUUUAAAGCUACCAUGCAUCUAUAUAUCUAUAUUGUAGGAUGUGGAAUUCUGGUAUGGAUCAACAACUCAUCAAUAUGCAUAAUAUCUUAAGGGUCCAUAUAUAUAUAUAUUAUGCAUGUUUGAUUGAUUAGUAAAGGCCAUUGUUGUACGUACCUUGCUUCCAUUACUAAAAUUAUUAUCAUUAUUUAUAAAGUUAUUUGUUCCAA
Andrographis paniculata is the source of this 745-nucleotide messenger RNA. RefSeq names its product transcription factor PRE2-like. The record is from RefSeq and is a predicted model, not a curated record. The transcript has 2 exons. NCBI's taxonomy places the organism in Eukaryota, Viridiplantae, Streptophyta, Magnoliopsida, Lamiales, Acanthaceae. Gene Ontology annotation, molecular function: protein dimerization activity. Gene Ontology annotation, biological process: regulation of DNA-templated transcription; regulation of growth. The coding region runs from base 47 to 475 and encodes 142 amino acids.